AUUUCGUCACCAUCCAGCCUGUUCCAGACCUACCCCGCGUACCAGGACCUCUUCGCGGCCAUCCGCGGCAUCAAGCCCGAGGACCUGAAGACCAGCAAGAAAGUGGCGGCCCACGGCCUCGUCUUCAUGUCGUCCAUCGAGACCCUCGUGGAGAACUUGGAGGAUAAGGAGACCCUCGAGGAGCUGCUGAGAAAGAUCGCCGUGAGGCACAAUACCUUCGGGCUCCUCGUGCCGGAUUACAAGAAAGUAACCGGUCUGUUCCUGGAGUAUUUCCUCGCCAGACCCGAAGUGGAGAAGCUGGAGACGCCGGUGGAUUUCCUGCGCGAGUCCUGGCAGUCGAUGUUCGACUCGGCGGUGUCCGUGAUCGGGCAGCACGUGGAGCCGGGGCCGUGAGUCGAACGGGGCCGGGGCCGUGAACGAGCGGAGCCGGGGCCGUGAAGCGAGCGGAGCCGAGGCAGUGAGGCGAACGGAGCCGGGGCCGUGAGGCGUGUGUGCGUGCGUGCGUGCGUGUGUCACUCUGGUAUCGCUUUUUCACUGCACCGAUAAUCGUGGGAUCGUUGGAGGGUGUCUUGGGGUCGUGGCGUUCUCGUCCUGCAUGUUCGAAUUUGUUCACUGUUCUCCACGUUCAAAUCAUGGAAUAAAUUUCACUUUCACA
Messenger RNA from Darwinula stevensoni, 655 nucleotides. The record is from the annotation of a GenBank genome assembly. NCBI's taxonomy places the organism in Eukaryota, Metazoa, Arthropoda, Ostracoda, Podocopida, Darwinulidae.